UUUUAUAGCAGUACUUUGAGGCAUUCUUAAUAUUAUUAAAACUCUAUUGAAGAUAUGAAGCUUGUUAGAUGUGACACUAAAUAUGUGUGUGGAACUAAUAGGACAAGUUUAACUUAUUUCUGUGGAUGUUAUAAACAAUAAUUGAGCGACGGCCGAGUUUGUUCCAUUUAUUUACCUCGUUUAAACUGCUUAAUUACACAUUUUCAAAAAAUAUGGCAUUUUUCCAGUAUAUGCGAAAUGACAUGUUCAAAAAUAUUAAUUUAUGAUUGAGGAUAGCGAAUGGCUCAUAUAGAUGGAACAUCUUUUUAUUUUAUUUAUAGCGUGGAGUUAUAUUAUUCCGGUGAAAGCAAUAAAAUUAUACUGUGUGAAAUAAGCAAAGCGGGAAAUAUAGACUAGGGGUGAAAAAAAAACGGUUAAGUUUGGUGUAUCUACGUAUUUUACGGAAACAAAAUCAGCAACAACGACAAGAUACACCAGCAACAUCAUAAUUUUCACUACAACUAUCAACAUUAAAAGAAAGAAUCGAGAUUAUUAACAGCAGCCGUAUCAUCAGUACUUAGCAGUAAUUUGAACUCAUAUUGACAUACUAGUAAACCAACUCAUCUUUCAAUGCGAUUAUCUUGUCUCGAAACAAUGAAAUCAUCAACAGCUGCAGCAUCAUCAUUAGCAGUAUUUUGAACUUAUAUUGACAUAAUGUAACCCAAUUCAUCGUUCAAGGCGAUAAUCUUGGAACAGCGCUCGGAGAGUUUUCAAAGAAUCUACUAAGGAAGAAUUCAACGCGAUGAACCUUGUGUUUAUUUGUCUGGUGUUGGUGCUACUUAAGUUACACACAGGUAAAGCAGCUUUUCUUAGUCGAGGCAACCUGACAUGUACCACCAUAUACAGGAGCUGGGAUAUGGUAAGGGAGACUGUCUUCAAUUGGACCCUAGGGGACGUAACUCCUUCAUCACUUUCUGGACUCGUUACCAAAGUCACGUGGAGUGACGACUUUUUCGAUGGAACAUGCCUUGACGUCACAGAUACGUCAUGCAGAUGCUACGACACAGACGUCUGCAGUUCAAUGGUGGUUCCGUUUACGUUUAACGUCACUGUGACGUCAGACGACGGUACAAUGUCGGUUUCUGGGAGCUGGUUUGUGGAUCCAAUGGAGUGUGUAAAGCCCGUGCCUGUUGAUGACGUUACAUCCGUCUCGGUGAGCCCAAAUUGUGUGCGUGUGAAGUGGCGGGUUUCAAAGUACCUCUUGGGAGAUUUGUUUAACUCGUGUAAAGCUGUUUUUCAAGUGUUACACAAGCAGCAUGGACAGACACACGCAUGGGCAACGGACAAGAACUGUUCCUCUUAUGAGCCAACAUCGGGUUGUGGAGGAGAGUGUACAGUGUGUGAGUUGUCGCCCUUCACCACGUACGACUUCGGCGUGAGAUACCGGAAGUGUAACGACUCGAGUAUCUCUUAUGGGCAUUACAGCGACGUCAAAUUAACUGCUACUGUGCGUACAAACGAAUCAGCGCCAUCUGCAGCACCGGAAAUGCACAAAGACGGAUAUUUCUACACCAAUACUGAAUGUCCUCGAAAGGUUGUCCUCUUCUGGAAGGAUAUUCCUCGACAGUAUAAGAAUGGUAUCAUUACCCAUUUUCAACUGACGCUCACGGAGAAAGAAGCAAACUCUACAUCAACGUUGCAUGUGACCGGAAAGGAAUACACCGCUGUUAUUUCCGUUUCCUGCAGCAAACGUUACGUCAUCGAUAUUUGUGCAAUGACGUCAGCAGGAACAUCAAGAAAUUGUUCUCAAACAGAAAUCAACACUAAAGAUAACUCCAGCAUUACAAGUGUGAUACCAGAAGUUACAAAAAGAGGCCUCAACGUGUUUUGGAACAUCAGCGGAGGCAACAGUAGACAGGGUGAUAUUAACAACAUUACAGUUUUCUACUGCCAGCGUGAUAUAUCGGCACGAUGCAAGUCGAAUUCAGAAAUAAAGUGGUUAGAUGUCUCAAAGGAAAACAACCCAGUGCACGUUGCCAUUUCGGACCCAACUUCUGUCAGUCAGUACCGAGUAGGCGUGGCUUAUGGGAGUGGUGGAAUUGUCUGGGCGGAUUGUCUGUAUGCACCAAAAGGUUCAGCUUCGAUAUUUGCAUAUGACCCUACUAUACAUACCGAGGACCUAGCGGAAGGGAGCGCCCUUAUUAAGUGGAAUACGCAGGCGUGUGAUAAUGGUAACCCCGGACCAUAUGUGGCAGGGUUCAUCCUUACGGUGUGCCCGAGAAACAGUGAAAAGGAGGAAAUGUGUAAAGAUUCUGUUGUCAACGUAACUUUGCCUGGUAUGGCUAGUAACUACCUUUUAAAGGACCUUGAUACACAGUUUGCAUAUCGAAUGGAGUUGCGACCCUUGGAUAGGACAUUAACGGCUGGUGAUCCAAUGGUAGUGUAUGGGGAACCAGCAAUAAAUGGAACUUUUCCCACUUGGCUGAUUGCUAUUUUAGUGGUGUUUGGCAUUGCUGUAGUGUCGCUAUGCAGCUUCUUCUUCAUAAAGGUGGCCAAAGAAACAGGCCACAGACUACACAACUAUAUUGAAGACAGACGGGCAAUAGCAACAAUAAAAGUUGAAAAUGGAGAAUCGGUUUCGCUUACGAUUUCACAAACAGAAUUAUGAAUCCCGUCAAAUGAAUGUGAUGUAAAUGGCCACUAUUGUAUCCAGCCAAAUGCAAGUGAUAUGCAUUCAUUGUGAAAGUACGAUUUCAGCCAAAUACAAGUGAAGUAAAAGGAUAUUGUGCAAGUAAUAUUCCAGCCAAAUGUCAAUGAAGUACAUGGGCACUGUUCAAGUAUAAAUCCAGCCAAAAUGUCAAUGAAGUACAUAGGCACUGUGCAAGUAUAAAUCCAGCCAAAAUGUCAAUGAAGUACAUAGUCAGUGUGCAAGUACGAUUCCAGCCAAUUGUCAAUGGAUUACAUGGGCAUUGUGCAACUAUGAAUUCAGCCAAUUGCAAGUGAUGAAAAUUGUCGUAGUGCAACUAUGAAUCCAGCCAAAUGUAAAUGAAGGCCAUGGGCACUGUGCAAGUAUGAAUCAGGCCAAUUGCAUGUGAUGAACAUUGUUGUAGUGCGAAUAUGAACCAGCCAAAUGUCAAUGAAGUACAUGGUUACUGUGAAUUAUGAAUCAAGCCAAUUGCAAAUGAUGAACAUUGGCAUAGUGUAAGUAUGAACCAGCCAAAUGUCAAUGAAGUACAUGGUUACUGUGAAUUAUGAAUCAAGCCAAUUGCAAAUGAUGAACAUUGGCAUAGUGUAAGUAUGAUUCCAGCCUAAUGUAUUUGAAGAACAUGGGCAAUGCGCAAGUAUGAAUCCAGCCAAUUGCAAGUGAUGAACAUUGGCAUAGUGUAAGUAUGAAUCCAGCCAAAUGUAUUUGAAGAACCUGGACACUGCGCAAGUAUGAAUCCAGCCAAAUGCAAGUGAUGAUAAUAUAUAAAGCCAGCCAAAUGCAAGUGAUAUACAUGAGCCUUGUUCAAGUACGAUUCCAGCCAAACAAAAGUGGUGUACACGGAGAUUGUACAAGUAUGAAUCCAGCCUAAUGCAAGAGAUGUGCAUGGAUAUUGUGCAAGUAACAAUCAAGCCAAAUGCAAGAGAUGUGAAUGGACAUUGUACAAGUAUGAAUCUAGCCGAUUGCAAGAGAUGUGCAUGGACAUUGUGCAAGUAUGAAUCCAGCCAAAUACAAAAGAUGGGCAUGGACAUUGUGCAAGUAUGAAUCCAGCCAAAUGCAAGAGAUGUGCAUGGAUAUUGUGCAAGUAUGAAUCCAGCCAAAUGCAAGAGAUGUGCAUGGACAUUGUGCAAGUACGAAUCCAGCCAAAUGCAAGGGAUGUGCAUGGACAUUGUGCAAGUAUGAAUCCAGCCAAAUGCAAGAGAUGUGCAUGGACAUUGUAGCAGUAUGAAUCCAGCCAAAUACAAGAGAUGUGCAUGGAUAUUGUGCAAGUAUGAAUCCAGCCAAAUGCAUGUGCUAUAAAUGGGCACUGUAGAAUACAGCCAAACACAAGUGAUGUACGUGAACAGUGUUGUAUCCAGCCAAAUAGAAAUUAUAGCAUGGGAAUUUUAUGUCAAAUGUAUGACGCCACCUAAAUAUCUAUCUUUUGGAGUCCACCCCAGUGGGAGUGUCAGUUUGGUAUUUUUAGUAGUUUGGCAUAGACCUAGAUUGACAGUCCGUUGUAUUACCACAUGACAACAGUUUUAUCACAGAGUUUAUAUUUAGUUAUAUAUUGUAGUGUUUGGUAGUUUACAUAUUCAUAUUUGAUGAAUGUGUGUUCCAUGUAAUAUAAUUAUGGUACUUAUAUACAUGUAUUUACUGUGUUGAAUUUAUUUUAAACUGAAUUUAUUAUGUAACUUUUGUACAGCAUUUUAUAGCUACUUGCCCUAACCAAUACGCUAACUGGAUAACGUGUUGAGAUUCAACCACUCUUAUUGACGGGAACACGAGUCUACGAUGUUUAAACUAAUAAUGUUUAUAAAAAUUCCGCAUUAUUGUGUAUUGUGUUUAAGUUCUUAUGUUUGACAGUGCUAUAAUCGUGUUAAAAUGAUGGUGCUUUUACAGUAAAAUGGUUGCUGCUUGUAGUUUAGGCUUUGGCGUUUACCCAGUGCCAUUAAGCCGGGUUUAUGUUUAAACUUUUUGCUACUGAGCUUGUUUUGCAGUGUUACUUCCCUUACAGUAAAGUAAUUUCUGCCACUAUGAAAAUCACGUGACCAUAUAAUGGUAACUUUAAUUUUAAAUAUUGUUUGUAUUUAAAUCUGAAUGGACUUUGAAUAAUUGAAAAUUGAUAAAAAAGCUAUCCAAAACAGAGAGAAGAAAACAUCAAAAAGAAAGUUUAAAUAACUGUAAUCCAGCUUUACUCGCUCAUUGUGGCAUAGAUCUAUUCUGCUUAUCAAGGGUGACUGGUUUCUUGUGUUUUUUCAAUGGAGUUUAACUGACAAUUCAAACAUUAAUGACCGUAACUGCACGCCAUAGUUUGGGCAUUUUUAUACAUUAAGUAUGUAUUCAUGCCAAAAAGUCACGUUUUUGAAGCAUUUAUUAUUUAUAUUUUAAAUCAUAAUCUUUAAACUUUUGCUACGUCUUAUCUUUAUUCAUGAUGCAAUCAAUAUACAUUUGUUGUUGUUUUUCUGUUUGCCCAAACGUGUUAAAAAAAAAUGCCAAUUCUUUAAAGCUGCAAACACAGAGUUAUUUAUUCUGUAUUUGAAUGAGCCAUUUUUUUGCGUUAAUGUCUGGGAACCACUGAUAUAAGACUGCUGACAAAAGAUCAGAUAGCAGUUUGAUUGAUGAAUUAUGACUAAAAGCAUUACUUACGCUUAAAUAAAAAUGAAAUUUUCGACAGUUCACCAAAAUAUUGAGAUCUGUUCUAUUGUAAUUUAUCUAAAAUGACUGAAUUGAAGGUAUUGAUGCCAACAUCAGCCGAUUGUGAGACAAAAAAUAUAUAAAGUGUAAAAACUUGCAAUCUGUGAGAGUGCAGCUUUAAAUGUGUUUAUGUUCAUAUCUUUUAAUUACAAAGAAAUUUUAUUUUGAUAUUUUUAUAUUAUUAUGGAAAUACUUUUAAGAAUUCUUGCUUCGAGUUUUUAGGCAUGCGCAAAGUUUAAAUAAAGUUUACACGAAUGUUAUAACCUCUUUGUAUCAGCUUUGUUUGUUGGUUUGUUUUCUUUAAUUUAGGAUUGAUCUCAAUACAAGGCAUAUCGUUUUUUCUCUUUACAUUUUGUAUGUUAAACAAAAACUCUGAUCAAAUAAACGUUA
This is a messenger RNA of Mya arenaria, 5749 nucleotides long. RefSeq lists its product as uncharacterized. NCBI's taxonomy places the organism in Eukaryota, Metazoa, Mollusca, Bivalvia, Myida, Myidae. The transcript has 14 exons. Bases 782 to 2647 code for a protein of 621 amino acids. Gene Ontology annotation, molecular function: protein binding. The record is from RefSeq and is a predicted model, not a curated record.